UGCUCUCCCUCUGAGGCACCCUCCAUUGUCGCGACCCAUCACCGCCAGGAAGGGAAGAUCUCUCUCUCUCUCUCUCUCUCUCUCUAUAUAUAUAAUUCUUUUAAAUUGGCGGCCAAAUCGCACUCUUUUUGUGGUUGGGGAAUUGGACACUCUCAAUCGAUAAUCUGGGUGAGAUUUGGGGAAAUCGAAAUCCAACGGAAAAUCCCAGAAAUGGCAGCAAAAGGUCCAUUGGAGAGAUACGAAGAGUUAGGAAUAGGAGAGUCUCUACCACGAGUCUACCAAUACCCAAUCGCGUGCAGAGAGCUAAGCCUUAUUCUGAGAAGCGCUUACUCUAAACUCUCCAAAAACCUUCAGUCUCUCAUAUUCCGAGACACCCUCUCUGCCUUCCACCUCCUUCCCCAGAUACAGACACAAUCUGCUGUUUCGGCAGCUAAUCUCCUCAUGCAGAGUGCAGAUGCUGUACUGCCAAAGCAAAAGAGAGUUCUGGCUGCAACAGAAUUUAAGCAUGCAAAGGUUGCUCACAAGAGGCGUUGCAAAGACCGACAGGAAGAAGGUCUAUCUCAACUUCCUCCAGAUGUUCUUGUGCACAUCUUCAGUUUCCUAGAUUUGCCAUCUUUACUUUCUGCUGCAUCAGUCUGCUGGUUAUGGAAUUCUGCAGCAAGUGACAACCACUUGUGGCAUUUGCAAUAUACUACUUACUUUGGUAAUUCCAGUAAUAAAGAUUGGAGGCCGGAGAGCUGUGGAAUGCGUGAAAAUGAUGAGCAUCAACAAUUUGAAGGGGAUUCUAAUAUUGGGACUAGUAUUGAUUGGAGAGACACUUUUAAAAAGGCUUCUGAAGGGCAUUCAUCAAAGACAUUUAUUUAUUAUAGGGGAUACUGUGGGCAGUGCAGUGCAGUUGUUUGGCUCAGCAACAUGAAGUGUUGCAACCAACCUUGCAAGCUAAACUCCGGCAACCAGCAAAUCAAGCCCGUUUCUCCCGAGCAGAUUGUGGAGUAUAUAUCCAAUGGUACUCUCUCUGUGAUGUAUUCUUCGGAGAGUGACAGUGAUUCAGAUGGGGAGCAUAUUUCCAAGCUCUGGGCCAUUCCAAGACAUCUCGGCAAUCAAUUCUAAUUUAAGAGACGAAGGAAAGCCCCAAUGAGUAACAUAGGUAUGUAUGAGAAAAUGUAAAUUAUUCAAAUGUGGUAGGUGGUAAGGCCUUAUUUAUGAGAAAAUUAGUGAUUUAAAACAAGAAAAACAAAAUUUUUGUGGACAAUGCAAAUUAUAUAGGUAACAUUGUAUUAUCUUAUGCACGUACCUUGUUUUGAUCUAGUGAAUCAUAGUGUGAUUCGGGAAUCAGUCGAAGAUAAUGAGGCUAAUUGCCAAGAUAAUGAGGGUCAUUCGUUAAAUAACGAAGUAGUAGGAGAAUACAAUGAUCUUGUCCCUAAGGUUGGAAUGAAAUUCAAUGAUGAGAAUGAAAUUUAUGAAUUUUACAAACGAUAUGCUUCCCAUGUAGGUUUUCCAAUAAAAAAAAAGGAAUUCGAAGAAGGGUGAGGAUGGAGUCGUAAGAUAUGUGACUUAUGCAUGUAGCUGAGAAGGCAAAAGAAAUAGUCAAGGUAGCACUUCUCUGAAGCCUCAACCAACAAUUCGAAUAUGGUGUAAAGCUAAGAUCACUGCCAUAUUGGUUGUUUUAGGAACAUAGCGAAUAAGGAUCAUCCAUCUUGAGCAUAACCAUGAAACAAGUCCAAGCAAAUCUAGGUUGUAUAAAUGCAAUAGACAGUUGAACAAACAUGUGAAGCGACAACUUCAAGUUAAUGAUAUAGUUGGAAUUUCGCUAUAGAAAAGUUAUAACUCAGCUGUUGUUGAGGUUGGUGGGUAUGAGAACCUGACAUUUGUGGAAAAGGAUUAUAGAAAUUACAUUGAUAAGGUGAGAAAGUUAAGACUUUGGGAAGGAGAUGUUGCUGCUAUUCAAGCGUAUUUUUCUAAAAUGCAAGCCCUUUGUCCGGGUUUCUACUUCAGUGUCGACUUGGACAAAGAGUGUUGAUUGAGGAAUGUAUUUUAGGCGAAUAAUAGAUGUAGACAAACGUAUAAGGAAUUUGGCGAUGUUGUGACAUUCGACACCACAUACCUGACCAAUAGGUACGACAUGCCAUUUGCUCCGUUUGUUGGUGUAAAUCACCACGAGCAGUCGACACUGUUUGGAUGUGGUUUACUUUCGAAUGAGGACACCAGGACUUUUGUGUGGCUGUUUAAUACAUGGCUUCAAUGCAUGGAGGAUUAGGCUCCCAUUGGAAUAAUCACUGACCAGGAUAGGGCUAUGCAAAACGCAAUUGAGAUAGUUUUCCCUAACACGAAGCAAAGGUGGUAUUUGUGGCAUAUACUAAAGAAGUUGCCUAAAAAGUUUGGGAACCAUAGUUGCAAGGCUUCAAUUAUUUUGGCUAUACAUGAUGUUGUGUACGAAUCAUAUAGUCCUGAAGUAUUCGAGCAAUGUUGAAGUUCAAUGAUUGAGAAAUAUGCACUACACGACAACGAUUGGUUGUUUGGACUAUACACACAAAGAGCCCGUUGGGUGCCAUGUUUCUUGAAAACUAGUUUUUUGGCAGGGAUGCCAACAACCCAGGGGAGUGAGAGCAUGAAUGCAUUUUUUGAUAGUUAUGUACACUCAAAAACUUCAUUGAAGCAAUUUGUUGAACAAUAUGAGCGUGCAUUAAGAUCUAAAGUUGAAAAAGAGUUUCAAACAGAUGUUAAGUCAUUUUCUGUGGUGCCCUCACUCUUAAGUAUCCUAGCUCAGGCACCCAAGGAGGAAGUGUCAAUAAGGAUGGUACCUGCCACUCACAUAAACAGAAAUGCCAAACAACUGAACUGGAAACCCCAACAAAGGUACUUAAAUAACAUACAUAUCUGUGGCAAAUCUGUGUACAUCAGGGUCAUAUAUACAUAAUAAAUCUCAAAAUACACUAAUUUGACCCAUACAUAACAAAAUAGCGGAAGCUAACAUCAAAAGAAGCCCUGAACUCUGGACUACUCUAUACACGUCUAAGAUAAGCACUCAGACUCCACUAGGCUCGGCAUCUGCUCUAGCCUUGCCCUGUCUGGAAUGAUGUAAGCAAAAUGAGCCACAAGACCCAACAAACAAUAUAAAAUAACUAGAAGCUGAAAUAAUUGAACUGAAACAUAAAAUGGUGAGACAUGAAAAGAUAACUGAAUCUAACGCAUCGCAUAUCUGAAAUAUACCAUACUCAACGGAAAGCUAAAACCCACUAAAUACUGGCAUGGGCCAUGAUAUCACAUGUAAUAUACUACUGACACCCACAAUAAACUGACGAGGGGCUCUGAAAUGUCAUACAACUGAAACAUGACUCAUGCUUAUAUAAUAAAUACAUAAUCAAGAUGCAUACAAUACAUAAAUAACCUCUGGAGCUAAUAAGCCCCGCACUAAUUUGAUAUGUGGGAUUCACAUACCACACAAGCUCGGCCCCUAAUAGCCCAUCGACUGACUGACGUGUGUAUGCCCCAGCAGAAUAAUCCGCAACAUGCUUUACCCACUCAGUGCAAAAUAUAGGUGAGCUAAUCUUGAUAAUAAUAAUCCAUGAAUAAACCCAUGCUUGCACACCUCAUCGUGAACCCAUGUAUGUAUAGUAAUCUUAAACUUUAACCAUGCAUUUAAUCAUACUUAAAUAAGGUAGCAUGCUCUAAUCAAGUAAAAUACUCCAUAAAAUACCUCAUAUAAUUCUCUUGCAUUUAUAUAAAUCAUACGUGUAAUGCAUAGUCAAAUCUGGAGAUUUUCGUGAAGCAUAUUCGGACAUGGGAGCAUUAUUUUAAAAAAAGAUGGAAGUUGGGACAGUUUUGACAUUCCUCGGUAUUUUGGGCAUAACUCUCUCAUAUGAACUCCGAUUGAGUUGAUUCAAGAUUCUAUGAAAAGAAAAGAGUAAGAUCUACAAUUUUUAUGUUUUAAGUUUUGAGAUAUUUAGAAUGUAAUAGGGUUAAAAUCGAGAUGCAAAAUGAAAACAGAGUAUUGGAAUUGACUGUAAUUUUACUGUUCAUCAUCUUCUUGGCGAAACUGAAUUUAAAACUCCGCCAACUUUGAAACCCUAUCAAAAAUAGUAUCAUCCCCAAUGAAAUAGGGGUAAACAAGACCCCUUGGACCGAUUACAACGAAGUUUAACUACAAAACGAAAUCAAAUGAAACUUUUGAUACAAAAUGAUAUAUUUAUAUAUACAUAUGUAUAACUGGAAAAACAUGGCUAUAUGUAUGAGGAUGCUUGCCUUUUCUUACUUCUAAACCACCUAAGCUUGCUUUUCCACCAUUCUUGCUUGCUAACUCUUAAAGAGACAAAGAAACAAGGAUGGCCAAAGACUCUCUGCUUCCUGCGCGUAUCCCUUAAUGGCCGAAAAUAUAUCACCAUUUCAUCAUUUCUUUCUUAGAUGAAUACAUACACAUGGGCUCUUUGGGUGCAAAUAAUUCACAUACAAUGAUUCCAAAAGGAGCAAUCUCACAUGCUUGGAAGCAUUCAGAAGCUGGAAGAAGGAACUUGGCUGCCAACUCACGCAUAUUACUCUCUGCCUCCACACAAUUAAACCUAUAUCACUUAUAUAAUAUAACACUUACACCACAUUACCAUCCAAAUACAUACACCACAUAGUUAACUUAAUAACAUAAUUUAUUUAUUUAACAAUCUCCACAUAUUACAUAAAUCACCAUAUACUCUUACACUAGAUAUCACAAUAUUUCUGGGGCGUUACAUUUUCUCAAAUGGUCCCAUGCGCAUCGAGGUAUCGCAUGGAGAAACAAUUUCAAGAAGUGUACACAAUCUCAAAAUUCAAGGAGUUUCAGAAUGAGUUCACAAGGAAGAUGUAUUGCGAGGUUGUGUCUAUCGAGGAGGGAUCGCUUGGUAUGAGGUGCGCGAAGAUAUCAUAUUUGACGAAAGAUUCAAGGAGACAAAAUAUUCAGUUGAUAUUGACAAAGAGAAAUGUAAUUUUGUUUGUAGCUGUCACAUGUUCGAGUUUAGGGGAAUAAUAUGCAGACAUAUCAUCACAGUAUUGAUUCGAGAUGGUAUCAGAUCACUUCUUGACAAGUAUAUCUUAAGGCGAUGGAGGAGAGAUGUCAGUAGAUCCUACACGAGAGUGAAGAUUAAUUAUGACGAUUGGAUUAGUACGCCUAGUCAGUUAAGAUAUGAUAAGUUGUGCAGUGUGUUUGCGAAGCUUGUAGACGUGGUUGCUGAUGAAGAAGAUAGUACCCAGAUAACUAUGGAGUGGAUGGAAUCUCAAUUGACUGCAUUGAGGAAAUCUAAUAUGAAGCCUAGUUGUGGUAGUAAUAUACAUGUUGAAAAUAGUGUGCAAGAACAAUUUCCUAAUUCUAGAGAGGCAACUAUAGCUUCAAGGGUGCAAAUUUUGGAUCCAAGAUGCUCGCAAACAAAUGGAGCCCCUAGGAAGCUUUGCAAGAAGGGCUCAUUGGAAACGAGUUCCAAGAAAGCAAAGAAUGUGCCAUUGGGAAGGAAUUCCAAGAAAGCGAAUGUAUACUCUAAUAAUUUUUUUAAUUACCUGAUAAUGUAGUGCUCAAAUUCCCAAUUGUAAUGAUUGUUACUUUCGUUUGAUGUCUAGGUGGGAUCCUCGAAAGUAAACGAAGGCAAUGCCCCGAUGCAAAACAUUGUUCAAGACAGUCAAGCAUUCAGUGAAGGUUUUACACAAGGACAGUUGUAACGUCUCAUUUCCUGAGCGCGUUAUAAGUUAGGACAAUUCUGAGAUAAUAAAUUUUUUCUAUUUAAAAUUACGAGUAAACCAUAUCAUUGCUCUUCAUAUCCAUUCCAAAAUUUUCAUACAUCUAUCUCGAAAGAGAAACAUCAUAAACAUUAAAUGCGGAAGCUAGAAUCGAGCCUAACAUCUUAACAUUAAUCAUAAAUCAAUUCUUACAUUCUCAUUAACCAUAAAUAAGCUUAUACAUCAUCAUUAACUAUAAAUGAGACUAUAUAUCAUCAUUCCUCAAAACGUUUAGAAUUCAAAAUAUCAAAACUUAAAUACAUGGGCUACAUAACAUAUAUUCAACUCAUCGUACAACUCAUCACGCACUUUGCUAAGUGCCAUUUUAUGUCUCAUUCAUUCUCGUUUCUGCUAUAAUCUCCAUCUGGAAGGUUUGAAUAUUCCAUGGGUAAAGUCCAAGUUAGAUGAUGAAUCAUCUAAAUAAGGGAACAAAAUAUUUAAUGCUCAUGUAUGUAUGCAAUGUACAUAAUAUCGUAACUCUCUGUUUGGGUCGAUCGCACCUUAAGAUUAUCUACCAUUUUUUACAGUCUCCCUGCUAGACCGGGGUGUAUGGGUGCACCCUUGGCAAAGCAACGACGCUAGCACCUAAUCCCAAAUCCAUGCAACGUAUGAUCGUGAAUCUCAUCAUGCUCAUAUGCGUAUUUCAUCAUUAACACAUGUAAAUGCAAUUUACAUGACAUACUCACAUCAAGGCAUGACAAUAUGAAAAAAUUAUUUACAUAAAAUCAGGUUUUUUGGGUCAAACCACUUACAAUCAAGUAUUUUCAUAAAACUAAAUCCAGUUGGGAAGUACCACUUACCUUGCAAAAAGAUAAUUUUACCCUUAACACAAUUUUGCCUCAAAUUCUCAUCGGAUUUCCAAUCGUACUCAAUUAGGAAUCUUGACGUACCCUAGGCAUCAUAAUUACUUAAAAAAAUCAUAUUUCUAAUUUUUUCUAAUUUUCUUAAUUUCUCCCAUUUCCUCCUAUUAUUUCCUCAAGAUUAUGAAAUAAAUACUUUCUCAUAAAAUUUUCUCAAUUUCUUUUCACAAUAAUUCCUAAAAUAAUAUUCCUAAGCCCCAGAAAUUUUCUCAUAAUUUUCAGAAUCCAUAUUUUAUUUAUUUCUCAUUUUCUCUUUGAUUUUCAAGUAUCUAUUGCCUCAAAAAUCCAUAAUAAAUAUCAAUCAUGCAUUUCUCUUCCAAUUUCAUCAUCAACAAUUCUAAAAUA
Molecule: messenger RNA, 6938 nt
Organism: Diospyros lotus (date-plum)
Lineage: Eukaryota; Viridiplantae; Streptophyta; Magnoliopsida; Ericales; Ebenaceae
Product: F-box protein At5g52880
Exons: 7
Coding region: 211-1110 (299 amino acids)
Molecular function (GO): protein binding
Source: RefSeq, a predicted model, not a curated record